Messenger RNA from Ruditapes philippinarum (Manila clam), 798 nucleotides. RefSeq lists its product as uncharacterized. NCBI's taxonomy places the organism in Eukaryota, Metazoa, Mollusca, Bivalvia, Venerida, Veneridae. Bases 161 to 646 code for a protein of 161 amino acids. The record is from RefSeq and is a predicted model, not a curated record. The transcript has 4 exons.
UGUCUGAAAGGUAGGGUAAGUUACGUUACGCCGCGUUAAAUACGUUACAACGUUACGUCUAAACGUCUUGACUGUUUGAAAUUUCGUUGGCUAUUUAAACACGAAAAUUUAUACUCAUAUCACUCUUCCUCAGAAAGUCAAACCAAAAACAGUAAUAAUCAUGAAGAUCACAAUUUUCGUCACUGUCGCUUUGACCGCCGUCGUCGGUAUGGUUUUCGCCGACGACAGAUUCAAUAACUGGAACAACAACAAUGGAUGGGGAAAUGACAACAACGGAUGGGGAAAUGAUGACGGAUUCGGUGGUGCAUCGUUCGGUGGCGCUUCAUUUGGCGGUGGUGCAGUUGGCGGUUUGGGACAUAUCAGCGGAGGUAUCGGCGGUGGAUACGGUCCUAGCUACGGUGCUAGUAUGGGCAGUGGAUACGGUGCUGGAUACGGUAUGGGCUACGGAUCUAGCUACGGAUCUAGCUACGGCAAAGGAAUGGCACAGGCUGCAUACAUUCCAGUUCCAGCUGCACCAAAGGCCGCCGGAGGUCUUGGCAUGUCCAUCUUGCCCCUGUUCUUCUUGUUGUUCCUUCUCCCACAAUUGUUCAACACCAGCGCCAACCAAGACCAGAUUGUUCUCAUCAACUCCACAGUUUCUGGAUAAUAACCUAUAGUAUAUUAUUCAUCACGUUUUUCACGAGAUUUCCUAAAUACCACACAGUGCACGAGCGUUUUGAUCACAGCGCCAUCUUCUACAAUAUCUAUAUUGUUGUUAUUGUUAUUUAAUGAUGAAAUAAAAAAAAUGGAAAAACGAAA